AUGCAAGCCAUAAAAUGUGUCGUUGUUGGAGACGGUGCCGUGGGUAAAACGUGCCUGCUCAUCAGUUACACCACAAACGCUUUUCCCGGAGAGUACAUACCGACAGUAUUCGAUAACUACUCCGCAAAUGUGAUGGUCGAUGGCAAACCAAUCAACCUGGGUCUGUGGGAUACUGCCGGCCAAGAGGACUACGACCGACUGCGACCCCUCUCUUACCCACAAACCGACGUGUUCCUUAUAUGCUUCUCCCUGGUCAAUCCGGCAUCAUUCGAGAACGUUCGAGCUAAGUGGUAUCCGGAAGUGCGACAUCACUGCCCAUCGACACCCAUCAUCCUUGUCGGAACUAAGCUCGAUCUGCGCGAAGACAAGGACACUAUUGAAAAGCUGAAGGAAAAGAAACUCGCACCCAUCACCUACCCACAGGGUCUAGGCAUGGCAAAGGAGGUGAACGCGGUGAAGUACCUUGAAUGUUCGGCGCUGACCCAAAAGGGCCUAAAGACCGUGUUCGACGAGGCGAUCCGCGCUGUUCUGUGCCCGGCGCCGCGCGUCAAGCCACCGCGACGGGUCUGCGCGCUGCUCUAA
This is a messenger RNA of Parnassius mnemosyne (clouded apollo), 582 nucleotides long. The record is from the annotation of a GenBank genome assembly. Lineage: Eukaryota; Metazoa; Arthropoda; Insecta; Lepidoptera; Papilionidae.